Messenger RNA from Paramecium primaurelia, 1975 nucleotides. The record is from the annotation of a GenBank genome assembly. Lineage: Eukaryota; Ciliophora; Oligohymenophorea; Peniculida; Parameciidae.
UAUGACGAUAGAUCAAAUAAUGAGUAUAUAAAAUAUUAAAGUACUAUUUGUUGCAUAACCAUGUAAAGAAAUCUAGAGAUCUAGAUCAUAAAGUACAAGUAUCUUUAAAGAUUAACAAAUCAAUGGAAUCAUCUAAGGUCCACGUUAUGAUGAUAGAGGUGAAGUCAUUAAGAGAUCCAUUGUUGGAACUGUUGAUUAAUUUUAAAGAGAAGGCAAAGUAUAAUAUGAUAGUAGAGUUACUGAUGAAGAAUCUUCUAUGUUAAAAUCUUUUGUUAUUACUUAAUUCAAUAAGAAAAAAAACAUCAAGAAAAAAAUAGAACCUAUUCAAUUAAGCAAGAUUUCAAAGGAAGAAAUUCUCUUGCAUAUUGAUAAAGUUCAAAACAAUAUUAAGUGUUCUUAAUCUUCUCUCAGAUCUCAAGAAGAGACUCUACCUAUAAUUGAGAGAAAUCUAUUAACUAAAUAGAGAAGAAUUUUAGAAUCUUGUGAAGAAUAGUAAGAUAAAUGGAAUCAAUUAGAGUAGGAAUUAGCAAAUCGUUGUGAACGUUCUCAUAAUAACACUCUUAUAAGAAGAAGUCAAGGAUAUAGAGAAAAGAAAUAGUUAUUGGAUUCAUUAAAUGUUUUAUAGAAGGAACCAAAUGUUAAGGAAUGGUAUGCAAAGUUAAGAAAUUAUAAUUAAUCAAUUGAACCAUCUAUUGAGAUAAUUAAAAAUGUCAAUCAUGUAAAAAUGUAUAGCGACAAAUUUAAGAAUAUGAUUAAUCAAAGAUUAAAUAAUAAGUAUUAUGAUGCUGAUUAUCUUGUUAUUAACGGAAAUAGUAAAUUGAAAAUGGAAUCAAAAGAAGCUACAGAUUUAAUGUUUUUACCUUAAGAUAUUGUAUAAUAACAACAGAAUUAAGAUUUUAAUUACUCAAAUUAUAAUAAGCGUGAUAUUAGUCGUCGAUCUUCCUAUAGAAUUAUUUAAUUAUAGUGAAUUUUAAUAUAAAUAUAUUUUUAAUGUAAGAUCAUCUCCAAUAAACUAAGACUAUGUUCCUCAUGCAUAAAAUUAAGAGUUUUAAAUUACAACCUUAAAUUUCAAAUAACAUUUUUGAUGAACAUAAUCCCUAAUAUGGACCAAAAUAUGAUAACAAUAAUAAAAUUAUAGCUAGAAGUGUUGUUGGAAAACCAGAUAUUAUAGAUAAAAUAAAAAAGAAAAUUGAAGAAUCAAAAUUAUCUAAUUCUCCAAAAAUGAAAAACUCAAUUGUUUUCUAAAAAAUGAAAUAAUCCUAUUCUAAUCUCUCUAAUAUGAAGAAAUCAUAAUCAUCCAAUAAAAUACCUCUUUUUUAAGAUCCUAUUCAUUCUAAUAUCCUAUCUCGACAAGUUUCACAUAAUAAAUCUACUUUGGCAGCAUUAAUAAAUCAUCAUGCAAAUGUUAAUAUAGAAUAAUAUUUAUAAGAAACAAAAAAUAGAAUACAAAAAAAUGAAAAUGAAGAACUAAAAAUAGAGAAAUAAUUAAAUAUAUUUUAAAGAAAUGCAAAUACUAGAUAAUAAAGAGUUAUAACUUAAUUUUAAGAAAGAGAGUAAUCUUGGGAAUUAGUUAAUAUGACAAUAUAAAGUAAAUGUUAAACAAGAAGCAGAGAAAAAUUAACUUUAUUAUAGAAGAGUUAAGGUAGUAACAUGUAAAAAUAUUAGGUUAACAGCUUAUAGAUUGAAAAAGGAAAUCCUUAAUGAAUUGCCAUCUCCUCCUAAAAAUUGGUACCAAUAAUUAAGAGGAUCAAACUCUGUAGUAGAAAAAGAAGAUGAUCAUACUAUUAGAUCCUAAAGAAUAAAUUUAAAUUCGAAAACAUUAUUAUUAAAACAAACAGAUUUUGAGAAUAGUUUAAGAAUUAGAGGUGAGAGUAAAUUAAAAAGAGAAUUUGAGAAUCAAAAAUGUCCAUUGAUUACUAUGGUUGGAUUGGAAAAAACAGAAGAAAGUGAGAUCUUACCAAAACUUAAAUAUUGA